AUGCCACGGGGAGGGUAGAGGUUUAGUUAAGCUCUCUGCCAUUGUUCUUGUUGUGAAAGUCUGGGAACGCCGCUGGUCGGGUACCGGACGACGGUCUGUCGUUAUGACGGGCUCCGGUCCGAAGCUCGGUGUCCUGCUGCUGCUGGCGGUUCUGCUGCAGACUGUGGUCGUCACCAUCACCGUGCUGCACUUCACAGCGGCUCUCAACUCGAUGAAGGAGACAUUUGCCAGGAGUAGCGUGUCUUGUCUGACGGGCACGGACUUGCAGAGCAUCACAGCUGUCCGGGGGGAUCCAUGCUGGCAAGUCACUCAGCAGCUUCACCUGCUCAUUGAGAAGUCUCUGUCUCAGCGUUACCAGAGGGAGAUUUCUUCAGCAGUCAGAGAUGAAGUAUCUCGAGUGCUGCCCUCACUUGUGAUGGAGGAAAAGGCUUCAUCUCGCCCUAAAGUGGCAGCCCAUGUCACUGGUAGCUUUGUGCCCAAACUGGGCCGAGAGGGAGCUUCAGUCUCCGCCGGCCGUCGAGUUCAGGGCCAGAAGAUCUCAUGGUCGGAAGCGCAGAAAGGGCUGGCCUUCCUGCAGGAUGUCAAGCUCGUGGACGGAGAGCUGGUGGUGCCGCAGCCCGGCCUCUAUUACGUCUACGCCCAGACUUACUUCAGACACACCCACUCCCUGGAGGAGGAGGGCGAGGAUGGCGAGGAGUCAGAGAACAGAGGGAGGCCCCUGCUGCAGUAUGUCUAUAAAAAGAUGAGCUCCUACCCGGUUCCCAUCCUGCUGAUGAAGACAAGUCGAACCUCCUGCUGGUCCCGGGGUUCCCAGUUCUCUCUACACUCCGCCCACCAAGGGGGGCUGUUCCCACUCAGCAACGGCGACCGCCUGUUUGUCACUGUGACGAACGCCUCUGCUGUGGACAUGGAUGAGAAGAGCAGCUUCUUUGGCGCUUUUCUUGUCAGCUAGACAAUCAGAUGCAGGACUUGGGAUCACAGUGGUGAAUCCUCCGUCGUGUUUUAUAAUGUCUGUACUGAUUGUAGACUUUUCCUGAUAAUGAGCUCAUAAAGAGAAAAUGGUCACCUGAGAAAAGGAAUCGCGGGGAAGCCCUACUUUCUUUUUUUUUUUUUGUUCAGAAUCACCAAAACAUUUUGACAACACUGGUUUUGUGGGUGGAGAAGAUACAGGAAGUAAUACAGCACACUGAUUCCAAGGCACAGAACAGAUUAAAAAAGACCAUUUCUCCCAGUCAGCUCAUCGUCCAGUCAAGAAGAAGAACGUUGUCUUGGUGAAUAAAUGCUGUGGCCUGGAGUCAGUGUGCAGGUUUCUCUUUAACAGCCUUGCACUCAAUUGUGAUGUGCAUGUAAGUUGAUGCUUUGUAUGAAAAAUCAUCACAGCUGUCUUUGAAUGAGUCAAGGUCAGUGUAACCAACAGACAUUUUUGUGUGCGCAAACAGGUUUUGGAGGCAGAUUUCAUCUCACUGGCUGAGUUACAGUAAAUUUCAGUGGGUGGAGCCAAAGAUGAGAAGGUUUCUGUGGAGAUAAACUACCGACACAAUGUUUGAGGGAGCACAAACCACAUUUUGAGCACUAUGGAGUAUGCAACUCAGCAUUUGAGAGCAUUUUCUAACUAUACCAAGAGGAGCUGAGAAAAAACUCUGGACAAAAAUAUAAACAUUAUUCAUCCAUGACUGUGUGGUAUUUAUGAACACUAGGCUAACCAGCGAUCCUACACUCAUAUAGCAGUUUAAGUACCUCUGUAAUCCACAGAAUUUCAUCAGAUUGGCUUUUCACCUAAUGAUUCAUUGAUUACUAAACUGAGAUCAGGCCUCUAACAAAUGUUUGUGUAAAAUGCUGACCAGUUGAACGCUUGUGAUUAUUUCAGUCCACCCACAUAAAUAUUACAUGAGCCUGUGGAAGUGCAUUUGUGUAAAGAUGUACAUAUUGUGCUAUACUUUGUGGUUUUUUUAUGUUUCUAAUUGCAAAUCCUGGGUUUGGAGCCCUUCCUGAAUUCGUCUCCACCCUUAAUUUUUUCCCUAACACCUGGUAUUCUUGGGCAUUUGUGUCAUGUUGGAUUAAAUACAGACGUGGCCUGCAGAUUUAGAAAACAGUCAUUUACAUCAGAUGGGAUUUUUUUGUAGCUCUGCUCUCUUCCAUGUGGUGCAAUGAGCUCUUGUAGCGAACUCUGCAGCAAAUCCACUGACGCCCAAGAUGUAUAAACACAAAUAUACAUAUGACUAAAGUAGCACUGGGUGCAUCAGUGAAUAUAACGAACUGAGCUUCAAAGUUGAUUCCUGAAUUAAGAAGCAGUAAUUUGACAAAAAAAAAAUGCAUAACUCAAGGUCUACUUAUUAGAUUUCUUGCUUGGUUUCCAUUUUGAGGCCACAAGGAAUCUAAUAAGAGCACUGCAAAUGUUUUUGUCCAAGUAUUACUGAAGUCAAAAAUGAAGCCAGUUAUAUUCACUGGCGUGUGCCUCACCUUUUUGUUUUUGCUAUAAAUAAACCUUUUUUAAAGUGGUUAUAUCAGUUUUGUUGUCACAAAAAUUACAGAAACUCUUAGACCAUGUUUUGUAUAAAAUGGACAGGGGUUGUUUGAGUUGUCUGAUAUCAAUGUACUGCAAGAAAUGUGUAGUUUUGCUGUAAGUGACCACUAAAUGGCUACUACGCGGCUACUGAUGUGAAUCCAGACUGGACCUUUUAUUUUGGCCUCCACAUGGAAUAACACCCACCUGCACUCAGCCGGGGCGUGAACACAUGAA
Messenger RNA from Monopterus albus (swamp eel), 2740 nucleotides. RefSeq names its product TNF superfamily member 10 (gene tnfsf10). NCBI's taxonomy places the organism in Eukaryota, Metazoa, Chordata, Actinopteri, Synbranchiformes, Synbranchidae. Gene Ontology annotation, cellular component: membrane. The transcript is spliced from 6 exons. The record is from RefSeq and is a predicted model, not a curated record. Gene Ontology annotation, biological process: immune response. Gene Ontology annotation, molecular function: tumor necrosis factor receptor binding. Bases 104 to 952 code for a protein of 282 amino acids.